GGCAACAUUGUCCCCUUUCUUUUUUGACAUUCAUCGAUUUUCUUGUGUGUUAUUUUAUAACAAUCAUAUAAAACAUGGAAAACGACGCCGGUGAAACCGUUGACUUGUACUGCCCGAGAAAAUGUUCUGCUAGCAACAGAAUUAUUCAUGCUAAAGACCACGCUAGCAUUCAACUCAGCAUCGCCGAUGUUGAUCCUUUGACCGGAAGAAUGACCGAAAGUUCCAAAAGCUACGCUCUCUGCGGGGCUAUCAGACGCAUGGGAGAAUCGGACGAUUGUAUUGUGAGGUUAACGAAGAAAGAUGGAAUUUUAGCCAAAAACUUCUAAAUCACAACUUCGUUAAAUCAUUCAGGAAAUGUAAAUUAAACUUUUCUAAUAAAUAAACUAUCAUCUAAGGUU
Phyllotreta striolata is the source of this 398-nucleotide messenger RNA. NCBI's taxonomy places the organism in Eukaryota, Metazoa, Arthropoda, Insecta, Coleoptera, Chrysomelidae. The record is from the annotation of a GenBank genome assembly.